Neocloeon triangulifer is the source of this 1483-nucleotide messenger RNA. RefSeq lists its product as uncharacterized. Lineage: Eukaryota; Metazoa; Arthropoda; Insecta; Ephemeroptera; Baetidae. The coding region runs from base 27 to 1424 and encodes 465 amino acids. The record is from RefSeq and is a predicted model, not a curated record. The transcript is spliced from 3 exons.
CAGAUCGUUUUUGCAGCGCCUCCAGAAUGAAGAGCUCUCGUCUGCUCGCGCUUCUCGCGGUGUGCAUUGCAUCGGCGAAAGCGGAUUCAGAACCGAUUACUACGCCUUUCAUUCCGUGCAAGGCUCUCACACCUCUGAAAACGCUCGCACUUCAACAGCUCACUGGACAAUGGGCCCCAAAAAAAUUAUAUGCUGUGAGCGAGGUAGCAGCAUUAGUGGGCAUGUCUAUCGCCAAGCCCGGCCAGCAAUGUUUGACCGAGGAAAUUUCCCAAGUGCAGGGCCCGGCUCUAGUCCUCUCAGUUUUCGACUCUACAUUAGACACUAAGAACUCUAGCUCAUGCUCGAUCGACAGAUCCCAGCACGGUUUGUGGACCUGCAGCCCCAUGGGAAAAGGCGGAUUCAAUGUUGUCGUGGUGAUGGCCGAGGCCUCCAGUUUUCUCCUGCUUGCCCCUGCCUGCGUCAGUGCAAAGCACUACCCCAACCUUCAGCAGUUUGAACCUCAGAGAUUCUCGCCCGUCCUGUUCCUUUUGCAAAAGAAGAACACACCCGCACUGGCCGCGGACAAAAUCGCCGAAAUCGACCAAAAGGCGGGUGAGGCCCUCCAAAGAAGACCCAUCAUCCGUGACAUCGACUGCACAGAGAAUAGAGCAGGUUUCGGAGGUCAGUUGAACGGCAUCAACCUGAACGAGUUUGAAGAUUCUGACGUUGGCAUUGAUCGUCCUGGUUUUGUCAAUGCAAAUGAAAACAAGGGCAGACCCAUUCCAAGCGGAAGGCCAGGCUCUGAUCCUCACUUCGGGCCUCAGGGUGGGUCCACGGUCUUGAAACCUGGAGUGACCUACGCAAAUCCCUCAAAUCCCAUUGGCAACAGUGCUCCACUGAAUGGCAAAAAGCAGUUUCACAAACACCCUGAGGUCAACAGGGUCAUGCAAAGUAUCCAGGAAUGGUUCAAUGACCCCAGGAAUAAGAAAAACGGACAACACGGUGGUGGUUCCUGGAACCAGGGUGGAAACGGAGGCUUAGGCAACAACAAUAAUCACAACAAUUUAAAUGGAAACAACGGCAACAACUGGAAUACUGGAAAUAAACCCGGACACACCGAUCCCUGGAAUACUGGAAAUAAUUCUGGAACCAAUAACUGGAAUAAUGGAAAUAAACCUGAGGGCAACAACAACAACAACUGGAACAAUGGAAACAAUCCUGGCAACAACUGGAAUAAUGGAAAUAAUCCUGGUAACAACUGGAACAAUGGAAACAAUCCUGGCAAUAACUGGAAUGGAAACAAUAAUCCCAACGGAAAUGGUGGUUUCAACAAUAAUGUUGGCUUCAGAUUUGGUCAAGGGGAGUCCGGGAGCAAUGACACAUUGACGGCAAACAAUACCACAGCGACGGGCAACACCACAGUCGCAAGCGAAGAUUCUGUUUGAAGAAAUUUUGAAUUCUGAAAUAAUACAAUGAUAAUAAUAUGAUUUAAACGUACAUAAAU